This is a messenger RNA of Lepisosteus oculatus (spotted gar), 2263 nucleotides long. RefSeq names its product B-cell translocation gene 2 (gene btg2). The record is from RefSeq and is a predicted model, not a curated record. Gene Ontology annotation, biological process: negative regulation of mitotic cell cycle; negative regulation of cell population proliferation. Lineage: Eukaryota; Metazoa; Chordata; Actinopteri; Semionotiformes; Lepisosteidae. Gene Ontology annotation, cellular component: cytoplasm; nucleus.
AAUAGGCGAGGUAGCUGCGAAGAAAUUAGUCUUUCAGGCGGUUGCCGUCGUUGCACUUAUUAUUACCCUGUUUUUAUAUGUACAGUCUUUUUUUUAACUCAUUAAUUUCUUACGUCGGGGAGAAGAAUGCACCUCUGAACCAGCCAAAGAGAAUACUGUUCUUUUUAAAACUUCAAAACACGGCGGGAGGAAAAAGCAGACACGGCUUCGCGUCAAAGGAAAGGCCCUUUUCGGAGGAAAAAGAAAUCAUUUUCACGCACCAUCGACACGGCAGCGUGGAGGAGUUAACGAGAAGAGAAGCGCUCUAGCCCCGGCAAGUUUCGAAAGCUCUUAACCCGUUUCCAAACGUGGGGCAGAAUAACCCAUGGAUCACCGCUACAGCACCAAAGGCGACAUGAUCCCCGAGCUGUCUGCCGCCGCGGAGUUCGUCACGAGCCUGCUGAGGACCCGGGGCUUCCUCCACGAGCCGCGGCUGCAGGUCUUCAGCGCGUGCCUGCAGGAGGCGUUGGCAGAGCACUACAAACAGCACUGGUUCCCCGACCGGCCGCAGAAGGGCUCCGGCUACCGCUGCAUUCGGAUUAACCACGAGAUGGAUCCGAUCAUCAGCAAGGCCGCGGGCCGAAUCGGACUGAGCAGCCAGCAGCUGUACCAGCUCCUGCCCAGGGAGCUCACCCUCUGGGUGGACCCGUACGAGGUGUCGUACCGCAUCGGCGAGGACGGGUCCAUCUGCGUGCUGUACGAGGCGCCGCCGCCGGCCUCCAGCCACUCUCCCAGCGCCGGCGGCGCCGGCGGCGGCCUCGGCCCCUACAACCCCCUGUUCACCUGCAAGAACCAGUACCUCAUAGGGCGCACCAGCCCUCCCAAAAAUUACCUGAUGACCGUUUCCAGUUAAUGUGCAUUAGAGCGUCGUGCAGGAAAAAGACAGGCAAUGCGUUUUUCAUAGGGAGGAUUCAACCAGCGUUCACCCUGUAAGGAAGUGACUUUCUAUUUUUUGUACAGCUGGGUAUGUAAUUCUUUGCCCCCCAAAUAGGCCUAUUUCCAGUUACUGGGGCUCUGUUACCCCCCUCCCUGUAGGGGUUUAGCUUGAGCACCCAUUAAAAACAGCCCAGUGAAGAAUAAAUCAGGGGAUUUUUUUGCAUUAAGAUGUAGCUUCUUAACAAAAAAAAAAAUAGUUGCCUUGGACGGGCCAGUCCAUGAGCACUUUUUGCACUGCCAAGGCAUUUCGUAUUUGUAUAUUUGUGUCCUUUAUAGAAUUAACUGCGCGAAUCUUUUUCAUGCUGAGGAAGCAUUGUAUUUUUUUAUUUAUCCACGUGAUCUUGACACUGCGUAAUAUAUCUGGGGGAGGGGAAGGGGGUAACAUGUCUGUGCCCUCUUGAGGAGUCAAAAAAAGGUGCAAUAAAGGAUAAAAAAACUCCCACAACACAGCUGUUUGCUAACGUGGUUAACUCCAGCAGGUGUGCGUGCUUUUUUUAACAGUUUUGUAGUGAUCACUGUAACCACGUGGGCCUCGACGCCACUUUACAGAAAUCCCGACAGCGUGGCCUGUUUUUUUGGGAGAGCCGGGAGGUGAUUGUAAAACAAAGAAGCUCGAGUAAUGCACUACUGGUUUCAAAUUUGGAACUGACAUUUUUGUUUUUUUGUAAAUUGCACCCCCUUGUUUUACAGUCGUCGCGCCCACCUUUUUCGUUGUAAUUUUCGGCUCGCGUGUGUGUGUGGGGGGGUGGGGGUUACCGUUCCUGCUGUGGCUGCCCCCUGUUCGUUCCACGCAGCCUUUGGGCAAACCAGUGUUGUGGGAGUUUGUGCUCCUCGAAAGGGGUUAAGAGAAAAGCUUUUCCUGCUGUUUUCUUCCGUGCAAUAGGACCCCAGUUACACAAAGAGCCGCUCUCCGCGCUUGAGGGCGACUGGCACUGAACAGCUUUAUUUGUUCUCCAGUUUUUGUCCUGGAUGAAAACCUUCAAGUGUUCCUUCCUAACAGUUCUUGUGCUGUGAACCUGAAACCUGUUGGGAAGGACGAUGGUUUGUCUGGAAAGAGCCCCAUUUAGACUGGGGUGGGGGGGGAGGGGGGGGUGGGCUGCUGGGGGGGGUCACAUCUAUGGAUAUUGUGUCCAGUGGCCACUGAACUUCCUUUUGGAAUCUCCAUUGCCUGUUGGAAUAAGCUGUGAGACAGGAGGCCGUUGUAAAUUUGUAAGCGCCAAACUGACACGUUGUAUCCUAAUGCUGGAGUGUAAUUAUGUUCUUAAUUUUUUUUUUUGAUGGGGCUGUU